Molecule: messenger RNA, 1577 nt
Organism: Asparagus officinalis (garden asparagus)
Lineage: Eukaryota; Viridiplantae; Streptophyta; Magnoliopsida; Asparagales; Asparagaceae
Product: nodulation protein H-like
Exons: 8
Coding region: 535-1479 (314 amino acids)
Source: RefSeq, a predicted model, not a curated record
CAAGCCGGUCCAAACCCGUGCCUCUUCAUCUUUCUCCUCUGCUGUCUUCUCUUCAAUAAACCCCCAACAAAAAAAAAAAAAAACCCUUCCUCAUCAGAACAAAUUACUAAAAUCUAAAAAUAAAAAUAAAAAUCGAAAGAAGCUCGGCGGCCGCUUCUCCUCUUCAGCCUGCACUUGGACACUCGCCCUUGCUUCCACGUCAGCAUCCAUCAGCUUCUUUAAGUACUGGAGCCAGCUCGGUCUUAGGGUUUCUAACGCGAUUGAAUGCCUGAGCUUUACUUUGAUCAGAUCAGGCUUGGCUCAAAUCCAUGCAACUAUUUCCCCUGCUUUUUUGGUCUGGAGCUUCUAUAAUUUACAAGAGUUUCAUCGUUGGAGUUGAUCUAUGCUCAUAAAGAAAAGGAUGAAUACUUGGGUUACAUAGUCAUCCCUCCUUGACAAGGAAAGAGGCAUGUUAUAUAUUUGCAGAGCACAUACUCGUUUAAGACUUCAAAGUGGUCACCGCUCCCAUUGAGGGUUGUUCUUCUCACCUUCGUCAUGAUAUUCGGUGUGUAUGUAUGCUCUGUUUAUUUGAAGCAGAUUUCUCUGCAGAAAUAUCCUGUGGAUAUAUCAUUUUCAUCCGAAAAAACAAAAUUAAGUUGUAAUUCCCAUGACAUCCCACCUGAGGAGAUCCCUUAUGUUCAUUUUCCUCAACCAAAAACUUUUAGCAGGACAGAAUGCUCAUGCACUCCUGUUCGCUACUUUGCUCUUUUAUCCAUGCAAAGAUCUGGAAGUGGAUGGUUUGAAACUCUGCUAAAUAGUCACCCAAAUGUUAGUUCAAAUGGGGAGAUAUUUUCAGUUAAGGAAAGAAGAAGUAAUAUUACAGCUAUCCUUAGGACAUUAGAUGCUGUCUAUGCAUUAGACUGGUUAAGUAGUGCUUCAAAAAAUGAAUGUGUGGCGGCAGUUGGAUUUAAGUGGAUGCUGAACCAGGGCCUCAUGGAUCAUCACAAGGAGAUACUUAAAUACUUCAAAUCAAAAGGGGUAUCUCUAAUAUUUCUUUUCCGAAGAAAUCUCUUGCGAAGGUUCAUAUCUGUUUUGGCAAAUAAUUAUGACAGACGUGCAAAGCAGCUAAAUGGCACUCACAAGUCCCAUGUCCAUUCUAAGGAAGAGGCUGAUAUUCUUGCACAAUUCAAGCCUAAAAUCAACACUGCAGUUUUGGUGUCCAACCUUAGUCAAGUUGAGAGCACAACGGCAGACUGUUUGAAGCUUUUCAAUACCACACGCCACAUCAUCUUGUACUAUGAGGAUAUCAUCAGCAACCAAAAUGUAUUACAACAAGUGCAAGAAUUUCUUAGACUUCCUGUCAGAAAUCUAAAGAGUAGACAAGUAAAAAUACACAGACGUCCUCCUUCAGAGCAAAUUCUCAACUGGGAUGAUGUAUACAAGUCUCUGAAUGGAACAAAGUAUGAGCAUUUUCUUCACCAAAGGGAUUAUGUUACUUAAUUGUCUGAUAAUGAUGUUCCAUUCCUUCAUUCUGUAGAAUGUCAUGUUACAACUACACUUCAUCAUAGAUCUAAAUGAUUAUACAUCAAAUUUUGCAA